Molecule: messenger RNA, 1230 nt
Organism: Funneliformis geosporum
Lineage: Eukaryota; Fungi; Glomeromycota; Glomeromycetes; Glomerales; Glomeraceae
Source: the annotation of a GenBank genome assembly
AUGAUUGAUGUCGUCGCACAUUCUGUGAGUUUGGACCAACACCUGGAUUGUCCUGUUCACUUUCAACAACAACAACAAUAUUUUACUCCUUCACCUAGUUCUUUCGCUACCACCACGCCAAGUCUAACAACCUCAGCAAACAAUCUAGACUUUAAUUCGGCGUCAUUUGGCGGUUUCGAUUUAACAGGUGAACAAUUUAUUGCUCGACCUUUAUCAGCUUGCGUCAAUUUUUUGGACAUACAAAAUUGGCCUACCAACAUUUUCGAAAUGACUUUUCCACUUCAACCUUAUCAACAAUCAGCUCAGGGUCUUCCAAACUCAAGUACUUCCUCGUCACGACAUUUUAACGACAUGACUUCCACCACAACAUUUCAUCAUCAGUUCGUUGAUGAAGCCUCGGCUCAACAAGCGGCCAUGUUACAACAACCUGAUGUUACAACUCCUUCGUUUGUUGAACCCUCAACAAAUUAUUUUGCUCUACCGGCCGCUACGUCGUCGUCUUUACAAUCCGCGUCUUAUUACUCUCCUCCUUCCUCAUUGCCUCCUCAGGCGAAUCCUAUCAUUUCUAAUUUGGCGACCGAAACUAAUAAUCUUAACGGCUCUCGAAAUACCGGCGGUUACAUUGGAAAUUUUCAAACUCAAUCACAUCCUCGUAUGAGGAUGACCUCCAAUACUACUACCGCUCAAUUGAUAGCCGCUGGUACCGAUUUCACUCCCAGUCAUCAUUACUUGCCACAAAGGGAGAUCUAUCAUGAUACCGUUCCCACUUCGAUUGGAAGAGUAAAUGCCCAAGCCCACCAUCAAAAAUCAAUUUCGGUGAUCGGAGCUACAAACAAUUAUUCAAGACAACAAAAUGUUACUGCGGCACCUUUGCCCCUCACUGUCACAACUUCUAUCGCUCCUCAAAUAAAUUCCCCAUCAUCAUCGGGGGUUUGGUCAACGAAAACUUCUUCCACGCACUCAUCUCCAUCACUCGAGACUGCCGCGUCACCAACAACACCAACAUAUUACAGUGGUCCGCCAAGAAGUUAUUACUCUCGCCUACCUUUAUAUGAUAGACCAUUCAAAUGUGAUCAAUGCCCACAAAAUGAUAAAAAAAUUGAUGAAUCUUCGACAAAACAAAAAAAUACUUCAUCACCGAUAAAAAGUUACGUUGAUGGUGAAAUUUCUGUGAAGAGUGAAUCGACAAAAGAAGGCGCUUAUAAUACUUAUGAAACAUCGUCGAUAUAA